AUGAUUUUCCUCCGCUCUCAACUAUUAGCACAGAAUCAUGUGCUAACAUGUAACGACGUGAAUAUCAUCGUCGUAGUGAUGAAGAUAAAACUUUACGUCGAACCACGUGAACGUGUGUUGGCUAGUAUUGUAUCUAGGCAGCCGUUUGUAUAUAAACAAUACCUCCAAGACAAUGAGAUUUGCAUAAACAAUCCGAGAGUUCGCGGUGAACAUCAAAACCCGCAAAUAUUAGUCGGUCUAGAUCACUAUUACGACCUCGUAAACACAGUUGACACUAUAACUUUGCCAUCUGGAUUACGCAUUGCGCGUACGGUAUUCGGACCAACGAUACACGGCAAAGGGUCAAUCAAUUCGCAGCAAGAAGUGACAACGAUAACACAUGGCCUCAGCCUCGUUCAAGAACAGAAUGAAUCAGAAAUUCUACAGAAGUUGUUCGAACUAGAUGGUUUAGGAAUAUCAUCAGAAGAAUGUACUAAGAACGAAAACACAUUCGAGUACUUCAAAAGCUAUUCGAAAACAAUGUCGUUUGAAAACGGCGUUGUAACCGUACCCUUUCCCUUGAAAGAUAAUGUCAUCGACCUAACGGAUAAUUACGGAAUAGCGUACCGUCGAUUGAUUUCGUUACAAAGACAACUAUCAAAUAAUAUCCACCAACGUGAGUGGUAUAACAAAAUAAUGAACGAUUAUAUCCAAAACGGAGUUGUCGAAUUAGUCCACGGACAAAAUAAAAAUUCGGCCGGCACUUACUACAUGCCACAUUCCGGAGUUUGGAAGCCAGAAAAGGCAAAACCAUUGAGGAUAGUAUUUGAUGCUUCCUCUAAGAGAGUCGGACAGCUUUCGCUGAAUGAUGUGAUCUACACAGGAGAAUCCUUCGUGAAAAAAAUUCAUGAUGUUCUAGUUGCAAGUAGAACCAGUGGAAUUAUUCUUUUAUGCGAUAUUGAAGCGGCUUUCACGCAAAUCAGACUAGUGGAAGAUCAUAAAGAUUUCUGUCGGUUUUUAUGGCUGAAAGACAUGAAUAAGCCUCCAAACCGAGACAACAUAGCAGAAUACAGAUUCAAUCGUUUGCCCUUCGGUAACACCUCGGCACCAAGUAUUCUUAACAUGGUCAUUCUGGCAUAUUUAAAUCAUAAGAAUACUCCGCUCUCACUGAAGAUUGCAAAAAAUGUUUAUGUGGACAAUAUUCUCUUAUGCGCCAACACCAAAGAGGAAGCACUAGAAAAAUAUACUGCUUCAAAGAAUAUUUUCCGUGAAAUCGGUAUGAAUUUACGAGAAUAUAUUUCAAACUCUGCUGAAGUUAACAGAGCUAUCCCAAAAGAGGAUAGAGCGCCCACAGACAACAUAAAACUUCUUGGCGUCAAAUAUGACACCAAAUCCGACGAAUUUGUGAGGAAAGUUACAAUUCCACAAAGAGAAAAACUAACCAAACGCGAUAUUGUAAGCCAGAUAAACUCAAUCUAUGAUCCCGUAGGCCUCGCAAGCCCACUGAUUAUCAAACUGAAGUCUCUAAUGAGAGAAAUUUAUGAUACAGGGAUAGAAUGGAAACAAUACGUUCCGCAAGCACUGUGUAUUAAAUGGAAUUCUGUAAUACAAGGGAUAAACAAUGCAUGUAUAAGGGUCAGUCGACCUUUGCUACGUUCUCUCACAUCUCACACCUCAAGAAUUUCCUUAUGGGUGUUUUGUGACGCCAGCAAAAUGGCAAUAUCGACAUGCGCAUAUCUAAGGUGCGAAAACACUAAUGAGAUCAGUUCAUUGAUUAGUGGAAAGAGCAAGCUAACACCAAAAAAGAUCCAGCAGACUAUCCCACGCCUGGGAUUGUUGGCUAUCUUAAUAGGACUGCGAAUGGCGAAAACCAUUCUUGAUUCAAUAAACAUUGAAAUUAUUCGCGUAAAUGUCGCCAGUGAUAGCGAAAUAGCACUUCAGUGGAUUAGACUCAAAUCGAAGUCAAAUCCAUCCCAGUACAUCUAUUUCAUGUUCCAACACGUCAUAAUCCAGCAGACGUUGGAACUCGAGGCACAACAGCAAGCCUCAUCAGUGAGCAUGAUUGGUACCAAGCAAACCAUUCUCCAAGCGAAUUUGAUUAUGCUGACUGUUAGUGACCGCGUUAUUUUGGCUAUCAUUAAGACCAUUGUGGGUCCGAAUAAGUACGUCAAACCAGUGGCUAAAGCCAAUGUGGCGCAAGCGCUGAUCAGACGUGCGAUAGUCGGAGCCGGUGCUCCCACCCCCACCACUUUUGGACAGUUGGCGAAGGGACCCCCUUCACUGGCGUACCUCACUCCUUCCACAAAUCUUCCUGUUGUUCUCGGGCCUUCCACGGAACUGCACAUACUACCUCCGACAGAGAAAUCAGUUGGUAUAUUUGAUUUACAGCACGAUACCAUGAAAAAUGCUGUAAAAGUAGAUGAAACGUUUCCUAAUAUUGAGAGUGGUACUUCAAUCAAUCGCUCGUUUUCUUCGUUGUUAUUCUCUGGAGAGACGUUUCGUGUGUUGCCAUUUUUGUUGGUUGGCAGUAAGAAACUAGAGUCAAUUUUGAUUCAUCCGAAUGUUAUUUACAUUCUGGGAAGCGGCUUGCAAAGUUAUGCUGUAUACGACGUGGUAUCAGUAAAUAAUCACCUGAACCUGCCAGCUCUCGAGUUUGCUGUAGUUGUUUGUGUGCCGCCGAACACCAUUAGCUGUGACAUUCCUAGGUCACUUGAAAUCAUUCUAAAAUCCAAACCUAGACACUGCAUUGUCACUAGUAAACAGUUUCUCUCGUAUUCAACAAUAUCACUCACAUCUUUGAGGACGCAGAAUAUAUUUCGCUCGAGGCAUGUCGACAUAUUUCCCUCAAAAGAUGAUCUGGAAUGGUUUCUUCUCGAAGAGAAUCGACACAAAUUUUAUGCUCUCUUGCGGGAUAUGGCUUACAUGUAUCCGUUGCUACUCCCUGAGGUGGGACGUCCCGUUUGUACCAGCAUUGAAGGACGUCAGUUGAUGGUCCUUCUUGCUCCUGCCCUCAAGAAACGUCGCAGUAGUGGAGGGUGUUGCUUUGUUGCUGAAGCAGAUUGUGACUUCAAAUUGAAGUUUGAUCCUGAGAUGGUAGUAGAAGCAAAUCUGGAUUUAUCCGAAUCCGAAGAAAACUAUGGAUUCACUUCACGCAUAUGCUCCUGGGAUAUUGAGUGCCAUUCUACCAUUUUAAAUGAUCUGAUUAAGUGGGUGCACUACUGCUGGUCGCACGAAAGAUUUGGUCACGCUCUUUUACUUGGACAAGAAGGCAGCGGUAAAACUUCAAUAGCAGCAGCUCUUGCCCAAGAUCUUGCGCAUUCUUCCUGCACCUGUUUUUGCACUCGUAUAGAAUGCAGGUGGUGGGACGGGGAACAGUUAGAGACUAUCGAGAAGAAUUUAGUCUCCGAGAUACAGAAGCUUUCUUUCUGGAAGCCUAGUCUUCUAAUUCUUGAUGACAUUGACUUUUUCGAAUCACACAGUGAGGAGGAACGUAGGCAGGUUGACACAGAGAAGAUUUUCCAGAUGCUGCUAUGCUUACUGUCUUCUUGUACGAUUCCUGUGUUGGUAACAGCGAAGCGAAUGAAGUUCAUGCAUAAGUCGCUUAUUAUGACAUCUGGUCGUCGUCUUUUUGGGAUCGUAAUGCAUGUUCCAUCACUUUCUCAGCAGUUAAAACAUCUUCGCAGUAUCUCGUUUGAACGUGAAUGUGCAAUAGAGUCCUUUGACGUUACGUCACUCCAUACGAACGUCUCCAACGAUGUAGCGAUGCAGACCGUUCACGAACUGGUCACGCAGCGCAAAGGUAACAUGUACAGGACAUCGGCAAGAGUGGCAUCGAGUAGCCAGGAGAAGACAUGGUCUGUAAAUCUGGCUCAUAAAGUGGCUAUAUCCAGUGGGUACCCAGAGCUGGAGACUGUUACUCGACGAUAUCCUUCUCGAAGAUCCAACGUAGUGGAUGGUCCAGAAAAGACCAUGUUCUCUCUACCUUACAUAUCUGAUGAUGAUAUGAACAGAGCGAUACGAAGCUGUCCACGAAAAGCGGGUCUAGAGAAUGACGUGAGGGUUGUCGAAAUACCUCCAGCGAACCUCAAGGGUCAACUGAAGAAAGAAGACCCAGCAGAAGCUGAUCAAGGAUUAAGAGAAGAGGCAGAAGCAGCAGAAACGAGUCCAUCGGAACCCCUUAAGAUGCCACGAGGAACCGACGGUAAGACUUCGGAGUCACAGCUCGAGAACUUUCUUGCAGCAAUGGUUGGGCAAAUGCGGAUUGAACAUGAAGAAAUGAAAACUCUGCUCACCGCCUUGGCACCCACGCAGAGAACCACCGUCCAAGACGUCAGCAAGAAUCAAUACUACCAGCUGAGUAAGGAAGUGCAAAUGCUCGUGUCCGACGAAGAGAAGCGCGAUUUGAUCCUCAUAAGGCUGAACGAGGAUGCAUAUCACAAAUAUGCGGAUGACAUGCUACCGAAACAACCGCACGAGAUCGAUUUAGAGACGACGGUCGCGAAUCUGGAAAUGCUUUUCGCGUCAAAGAAGACGCUGAUUCGACGACGGUACGAGUGUCUCAGGAUAAACUGCCCGCCGAUGACGGCCAGUUAUGUGUCAUUCCGCGACUACACUAACAUGGUCAAGCGGGUGGACGAAGACGCUCGACUGAAGGAGCUCGACUACACAGCAGUGAAGACACUACAGUUCGUAGCAGGAAUUCAGGAUCCGUCGCUUCGUGAAGUUCGUCUCAGAAUGAUCCGUCGACUGGAUACGCACACAGAGGAUGCGCCGUUGACGAUAGAAAACCUCGUUGCUAAAUGUGAGAACUUCACCGCAUUAAAGAUGGACAACACAGACAUGGAAGGAAGUCAUGAUGUACAUGUCGUGCAGAAAAAGAAAGUGAAGUGCUUCAAUUGUGGAUGA
This is a messenger RNA of Necator americanus (New World hookworm), 4884 nucleotides long. RefSeq lists its product as uncharacterized. Bases 1 to 4884 code for a protein of 1627 amino acids. NCBI's taxonomy places the organism in Eukaryota, Metazoa, Nematoda, Chromadorea, Rhabditida, Ancylostomatidae. The record is from RefSeq and is a predicted model, not a curated record. Gene Ontology annotation, molecular function: ATP hydrolysis activity; ATP binding. The transcript is spliced from 19 exons.